AUGCUGCAUAAGUUACUGUUCCGGGUUGCGAGCCGAAGUCUUCGGUCUUCGAGACUGUACGCUACCAAACAACCUAUAGAUUUUUCAAAAAUGACACAGCGUGAAAUCCAGCAACUCCGGACGUUGAAGUUUAAAGAAGAGAGGAAAUUUAAAGAUCGUACGGCAGCCUACUAUUUCACAAGUAUAGCAGUUAUCUUUCUGGGAUUGGCGUAUGCAGCUGUGCCGCUUUAUAGAGCCAUCUGCGCGAGGACAGGCUGGGGAGGUAUACCCAUUACAGAUAAGCGUAAGUUCACAGACGACAAGCUCAUCCCUGUGGAGAGUGACAAACGAAUUCGGAUUGCUUUUACCAGUGAAGUGUCGCAAAUUUUGCCUUGGAAGUUCACUCCGGAGCAACGAGAAGUGCGAGUAUUACCAGGCGAAACAGCUCUGGCGUUCUAUAGAGCCAAAAACACAGGCGACAAAGACAUUAUUGGCAUGGCUACCUAUAGUAUCACCCCAGGCGAUGCUUCGCCCUAUUUCAACAAGAUCCAGUGUUUUUGUUUUGAAGAACAAAGGCUGGCAGCCGGCGAGGAAAUCGACAUGCCUGUUUUCUUCUUUAUAGAUCCAGACUUCGCCAGCGAUCCAAAGAUGCGGAAUAUUGACGAUAUAGUGUUGCAUUACACAUUCUUCAGAGCCCACUACGCAAACGGCGGUGCCGUGAGUGAAAGUGCAAGUCCCGAAGUUAUGGAGAGUGCCACAGAGGCCUAG
Messenger RNA from Lachancea nothofagi CBS 11611, 747 nucleotides. Lineage: Eukaryota; Fungi; Ascomycota; Saccharomycetes; Saccharomycetales; Saccharomycetaceae. The record is from the annotation of a GenBank genome assembly.